AAAUUUGUCUUUUUUUCGGUUGAUUUAAUUUGUUAUCAUCUUUAAUUAAUUAUUACUUGAUUAGUAAUUUAUCCUAAUUAUUGUUGGAAUUAUUUUUUGUUUUCAUUUUACGUGGUUAACGACUUGGUACCAAGUGUUUAGUAAUGGCGACCCGUGGAGGUGUCCAAAGAGUGAAUGGAUCUACACAAGGAAAGAUCUUUCAAUAUAAAUUGGUACUUCUGGGAGAAUCUGCUGUUGGUAAAUCAAGCUUAGUAUUACGUUUUGUUAAGGGUCAAUUCCAUGAGUAUCAAGAAAGCACCAUUGGAGCGGCAUUCCUAACACAAACCUUAUGUCUGGAUGAUACAACUGUCAAAUUUGAGAUCUGGGACACUGCUGGUCAAGAAAGGUACCAAAGCUUAGCUCCUAUGUAUUAUAGAGGUGCACAGGCAGCUAUCGUUGUCUACGACAUAACAAAUCAGGAUACAUUCAACCGAGCAAAGACGUGGGUUAAGGAACUGCAACGUCAAGCAAGCCCCAAUAUCGUGAUAGCGUUGGCUGGUAACAAGUCUGAUUUGGCUAGAAAGCGAGCCGUUGAGAUGGAACAAGCUCAGGUCUAUGCUGAAGAAAACAAUCUUCUCUUUAUGGAAACAUCAGCCAAAACAGCUAUGAAUGUGAAUGAAAUCUUUUUGGAAAUUGCUAAAAAGCUUCCAAAGAGUGAUCAAAGCAGUGCCGGAGGUGGACCAGGUUCAGGUAGACCUGGUGUUGAUUUGACUCAAUCCAAUCAAAAUACAAGCAGUGGAUGUUGCAAAUCCUAAGUGAAUACCCAACAACAACAACAAAAUCAAAUAACAAAAAUAUCCUUUAUAUUAUCUCCUUCAUUAAAAAAAAGACCAUUUAGAGAGAAACAGACCACAACAACAAACAAACUUCACGCCACCAACAACAUCAUCAACAAAUCAACAACUAUUACUACUACUAUUAUUUCUAUUGAUACAUCAACUUUAAAAACACCACCACCAACAACAAGAGUGAAGAUAUUGUAACCAGGUUAUACAUAUAAAAAAAAUUCUGAAAAAGAAAAGGUAAAAACGAGAGAGAGAGAGAGAGAAGAGAGGAACAAAAAAUUGGGGAAGAGAAAAGUGUGAGAGUGAAAAAUGAUUGAAUGAAAGAGCGAAAUAGAACCAAAACAACCAAACCGAAUGAUCCUUAUAUACUACAUUCAUAAAACAAAAAUCCAUGUUAAUAUAAAUAAAACUAAUUAAGGUAAAAAAAAUUAAAUUGUUUUGGGCUCGUAUUAUUUACCUUAAAACAAAAUUGUAUAAAAAAAUAAAAGGUUCAAUGUAUGGAUAAUUGGUCUCAAUUAAA
Messenger RNA from Panonychus citri (citrus red mite), 1344 nucleotides. It is a transcript of the gene Rab5, whose product is annotated as ras-related protein Rab-5C-like. The record is from RefSeq and is a predicted model, not a curated record. Bases 144 to 794 code for a protein of 216 amino acids. Gene Ontology annotation, molecular function: GTP binding; GTPase activity. The transcript is spliced from 3 exons. Lineage: Eukaryota; Metazoa; Arthropoda; Arachnida; Trombidiformes; Tetranychidae.